AUGUCGGACAAAAGCUCCUUGUCGCUUGAAUCAAAGCAGGUGUCUGUCACAAUAGUCCAAGAGACGUCAACCACAUCAAUCCCGACCAGAAAACACGAUGUAAGAGGUGGUGUAUUGGCUGCGGGUGGGUCACUGGAGUUCUACGAGCCCAUUGAUGAGUACGAAGGGAAACAUCGAUAUGACCCACUUGCAGAGUGGACAGAGAAGGAAGAGAAGCAACUGGUCCGGAAGCUUGACUACAGAAUUUGUUCUUGGGUCUGUCUGAUGUUCUUUGCCCUCCAACUGGAUCGGGGUAAUAUCGGACAAGCAUUAUCCGACGGAAUGCUUGAUGACCUUGGGUUAUCAACUAACAAUUACAACUAUGGCAUGACGAUAUUCUAUCUUUGCUUCCUAUGCGCGGAGGUACCGUCGCAAAUGAUUUCGAAAAAGCUCGGCCCCGACGUAUGGAUUCCCAUUCAGAUGGUCCUUUGGAGUGUGGUCGGGAUUUGCCAGGGUGUGGUUACCGGUGAAAAGAGCUUCUAUGCGACUCGUGCUCUGCUUGGCCUGAUAGAAGGUGGCUUUAUUCCUGAUGCACUCCUCUAUCUAUCCUACUUCUACACGAAUAACGAGCUACCUAUGCGGGUCGCCUUUUUCUACUGUGUCUCCAACAGUACCGGCAUCAUCGCUGCGUUCUUGGCAUUUGGCAUUCUUCGCAUGCGAGCCAUAGGCGGCUGGGAAGGGUGGAGAUGGCUGUUUGUCAUCGAGGGUGCUUUGACUCUUAUCAUUGGUGUCAUAUCGUGGUUUUAUCUACCUCCGAGCCCAACCCAGACUGCCAGUUGGUUUCGCGGGAAAGAUGGUUGGUUCUCAGAAAGGGAAGAGGUCAUCAUGGUUAAUCGAGUCUUGCGAGAUGAUCCAGCAAAAGGUGGCAUGCAUAAUCGUCAAGGUCUAACGCCGAAACUUUUAUGGGACUCUCUCAUGGACUACGAUCUUUGGCCAAUGUAUCUGAUGAGCCUCACACUGCUCAUCCCCACAACUCCUGUAUCAGCAUAUUUGACCCUCUUCCUGAGGUCGCUUGGUUUUGAUACGUUUGAAGUCAAUCUUCUGACCAUUCCUGCGACGGCGUUGUUCUUGGUCCAAUUGAUUUUUUGGUCCUGGGUGUCCGAAAAAAUCAACAACCGCAUGGCCAUAGUUCUGUUCUACUCAUUCUGGGUUUUCCCUCUUUUGGUGGCACUAGAGCUGAUGCCAGCAACUGCAAGCCCUUGGAGUUGGUACGCAGUUACAAUCUUGGUCAUUGGAUUCCCCUAUGUUCAUUCCAUCAAUGUCAGCUUGAUCUCUCGAAACUCUGGCUCUGUGCGCACCCGUACAGUGGGCAGUGCAGUUUAUAACAUGAUUACCCAAGCAGGUGCUAUCAUCUCUUCCAAUGUAUACCGUACCGACGAUCGACCUUUCUACCGAAAAGGAAAUAAGAUCCUUCUUGCAAUCGUCGCAUGGAACGUUUGUGUUACCAUCUUCAUCAAGUUCUACUAUAUACGGAGAAACAAAGCACGUGAACAAGUUUGGAACGCUAUGGAUCUUGAGCAGAAGCAUCAUUAUCUGAGCACAACAAAAGACGAGGGCAAUAAGAGGUUGGACUUCCGAUUUGCCCAUUAA
Penicillium coprophilum is the source of this 1629-nucleotide messenger RNA. Its product is annotated as Major facilitator superfamily domain general substrate transporter. Gene Ontology annotation, biological process: transmembrane transport. Gene Ontology annotation, molecular function: sulfate transmembrane transporter activity. The record is from RefSeq and is a predicted model, not a curated record. Bases 1 to 1629 code for a protein of 542 amino acids. The transcript is spliced from 5 exons. NCBI's taxonomy places the organism in Eukaryota, Fungi, Ascomycota, Eurotiomycetes, Eurotiales, Aspergillaceae. Gene Ontology annotation, cellular component: membrane.